AUGGACCUACAUCAGUACACCGGCAUCGAAAACGAGGAGUUCACGCCGGUCAACUACAGCCAGAUUAUGGGUCACGUGGUGCGCGAUCUCGUGUACGCGAGCGACGUGCCCGACGUGGUGGUGGUGGAGCGGCAGCGGUUCCGCACAAUGGGCAACAAGAACGUGUUUGAGCACAUUUUGAGGAGCAACAUUCUUGAGAGCGUCUUGGUGGCCACGAUACUGGCCAGGGGCCGCUGCCAUGUGGAGAGCCAGUCGCCGCAGAAAAUGGCGUCGUACUGGACAGGCGCCAAGGAUUCGAAAACCGAGCGAAUGGUCAAGGUUGCGCGCUGGAUGGACGUGCUGCUCGCGGGAGAGCGCUCGCACGAGGUCCCAUGCUGUAUCUCAACUCUAUAA
Molecule: messenger RNA, 393 nt
Organism: Ogataea haglerorum
Lineage: Eukaryota; Fungi; Ascomycota; Pichiomycetes; Pichiales; Pichiaceae
Exons: 2
Coding region: 1-393 (130 amino acids)
Cellular component (GO): mitochondrion
Molecular function (GO): flap-structured DNA binding; crossed form four-way junction DNA binding; Y-form DNA binding
Source: RefSeq, a predicted model, not a curated record